Messenger RNA from Jatropha curcas, 892 nucleotides. RefSeq lists its product as uncharacterized. The record is from RefSeq and is a predicted model, not a curated record. NCBI's taxonomy places the organism in Eukaryota, Viridiplantae, Streptophyta, Magnoliopsida, Malpighiales, Euphorbiaceae.
UAUCAAGAGUUUAAGCGAGUUUUGAAGAUCCUGCACAUGGUAGAAAGCUCCUCUAUAAUAUAGAAAAACAAGUACGAUAGGACAAUCCCUCUGGCUCUGGCUAAGAAUCAACCAUGUCUUUUGCACAUAGUUGAUAAUGAUAUAACCAAAAUAGAGAACCCAAGAAACUUCCCAACAGCCAUAAAACUGACUCCAUUUAUUGAAAAAACUUGUGUUAUUCUUGGUUCCUAUGAAGAAGCUCUUUAACCAUAAUCAACAGAUUUACGAGAAUCCAAUUUCCUCCAUAGCUCAGCUAGUCGGGAUAAUCAUUUGCCUACAUGCGGCAGCAAAGACCACACAUAGAGCUCAAAGUGUUGCAUCAGUUGCUACCAAAUGGCAUUCUUUAGUUACUUGCACCUCCAGCGAUGUAGGAAUGGCAGCUAAUAGUGGAAAUUUGCAGGCUGCCAAUGUGGCCAGCUUACUUCGUGUAAAUUACUCAGAAAGUGAUCUUGAAUCGGUUGACUAUGUGCCAAUACCUGCAUACGCACAAUCAACUUCUUCAUAUCACAAGAGACAAGCUUUUGUAACAUAUUUGCAGUCCAACCCUGGCGGUUUUUCUGUUUUUGGAUGGAGAAUUGACCGGACACUCAUCAACACCAUCUUCUUUCUUGAGAUCUCACUUGUGCUUUUUGUACUUGGGAAGACAAUAACUUGCACUUAAAAUUAGAAAGGAAAAAAAUUGCAAACCCUCCUAUCUGUGAUUUUCUGCUUUCAUUUAGGUAUGGGUUGUUACAUGUAUUGGUUAGUUCAAUUAGCAUGUAUGUUUAGGCAUUAUUAGAUUGUUGGCAAAGGAUGUUGAUGAUGCAUCAUUCGCGUUAUUUGUAAAACCUGUAUACAGUAAGCUGUUCUUUGA